GUGAUGGUUUGCAUUCAAGAUGAGCUUGUCAGAAAAUUGUUACCUCUGCCAAGGUUGCCUCUGGUCCUGCAGCACUGAAUGGCAAGUAUAAAAGGCAGGCGAAGGCUCUGCUCUCUCAUCGACUUCUCUUGCCUCCUUCUGCUUGGGAACCAGGUUCUCCUCCACACUCAAGACAUGUCCUGCUAUGACCAGUGCCUGCCCUGCCAGCCCUGUGGCCCGACCCCACUGGCCAACAGCUGCAAUGAGCCCUGUGUGAGACAGUGCCAGGACUCCAGAGUUGUCAUUGAGCCCUCACCUGUUGUGGUGACCCUGCCUGGCCCCAUCCUCAGCUCCUUCCCACAGAACACCGUUGUGGGCUCCUCCACCUCUGCUGCUGUUGGCAGAAUCCUCAGCUGUGAUGGAGUGCCCAUCAACUCUGGCUGCUGUGACCUGUCUGGCAUUUCCAGCCGCUACUUUGGCAGAAGGUACCUGCGCUGAUAAAGAUGCUGGGAAAGGCCCAGGGAGACACCUCAAGGAACUGAAAACAUGGUGCUGAACAAAAGAUGGAAAUAUUGGAUGUGUUUUCAGGAGAGCUGAAUGACUUUACCUUUCUUUCCAGUUUCCUUGUUUGUUUCAUUUCCCUUUGGCAACAAGGUUUCCCCAGGGAGCAUCUCUCUCCACCCUGUGUGGCAGAUAGACGAACAUAAUGCACAGACUCCCUCUUGAUCAAGGACAGCGACUUCCUUUUGACCAAGGACAGCCAACUUUCAGAUUCCUCUGUGGAUUCCUGCACUGCUGUCCUCCACUUGCAGUGACUUUGUUUCCCUCUUUUGGCUCAUUAAAGUUCUGCUGCAUUCAAA
Messenger RNA from Columba livia (rock pigeon), 839 nucleotides. RefSeq names its product feather keratin Cos2-3-like. Gene Ontology annotation, molecular function: structural constituent of cytoskeleton. Bases 79 to 477 code for a protein of 132 amino acids. The record is from RefSeq and is a predicted model, not a curated record. The transcript is spliced from 2 exons. Gene Ontology annotation, cellular component: intermediate filament. Lineage: Eukaryota; Metazoa; Chordata; Aves; Columbiformes; Columbidae.